UGUAACAGAUACUGUUAGGUCAAUUACUUACAGUUAUUCAAUGACCCAUCCUAAUCCCUGUUAACAGAAUCUUAAUUUCGAUAACAGUUGUAGUGAUUCUCAAUCUAGGAAAUAAAGAAGGAUUGGUGUAAAUUAAUCUACAUAAUCUUGUUUCCAUUUUUCAGAUACUUAACUUUUUAGUCUUUCUUGUAGGUAGCAGUGGCAUUGUAAAAUUUAUCAUGUGAAAAAUCUGUCUGUUUUAUAGUGGCCAUUGGGAAAGGCCUUUCUAUAUAGAGCCCACAAACAUCGUCAAUGUGAAUGAUGUCAUUCAGAGGGUUAGUGACCAUGCCUCUGCCAUGAACAAGAGGAUUCAUUACUACAACCGGCUCACUGCUCCUGCAGACAAGGCACUGAUUGCUCCAGACCAUGUGGUUCCACCUCCAGAGCAGUGCUACGUGUAUAGUCCAUUAGGUUCUGCUUAUAAACUUCAAAGUUACACUGAAGGAUAUGGUAAAAACACCAGUUUUGUAACCAUUUUUAUGAUUUGGAAUACCAUGAUGGGAACAUCUAUACUAAGUAUUCCUUGGGGCAUAAAACAGGCUGGAUUUACUACUGGAAUGUGUGUGAUCAUGCUGAUGGGCUUUUUAACACUUUAUUGCUGCUACAGAGUGGUGAAAUCACGGACUAUGAUAUGUUCCCUGGAUACCAGUACCUGGGAAUACCCAGAUGUCUGCAGACAUUAUUUUGGCAGCUUUGGGCAGUGGUCAAGCCUCCUUUUCUCCCUGGUGUCCCUCAUUGGAGCAAUGAUAGUUUAUUGGGUGCUUAUGUCUAAUUUUCUUUUUAAUACUGGAAAAUUUAUUUUUAAUUUUUUUCAUCAUAUUAAUGACACAGACGUUAUACUGAGAACCAAUAAUAGCAACCUUGUGAUUUGUCCAAGUGCUGACAGUGGCGGCCAUCCUGACAACAGCUCCAUGAUCUUUUACACCAAUGACACAGAAGUCCAACAAUUUGAAAAAUGGUGGAAUAAGUCCAAAACAGUGCCCUUUUACCUUAUUGGACUCCUCCUGCCACUGCUCAAUUUUAAAUCUCCUUCAUUUUUUUCAAAAUUUAAUAUCCUAGGCACAGUAUCUGUUCUCUAUUUGAUUUUUCUUGUUACCUUGAAAGCAAUUCGCUUAGGAUUUCAUUUGGAAUUCCAUUGGUUUACAACAACAGAAUUUUUUGUACCAGAGAUAAGAUUUCAGUUUCCACAGCUGACUGGAGUGCUUACUCUUGCUUUCUUUAUUCAUAAUUGUAUUAUCACACUCUUGAAAAACACAAGGACCAAGACAACAAUGUGA
This is a messenger RNA of Castor canadensis (American beaver), 1316 nucleotides long. NCBI's taxonomy places the organism in Eukaryota, Metazoa, Chordata, Mammalia, Rodentia, Castoridae. The record is from RefSeq and is a predicted model, not a curated record.